Molecule: messenger RNA, 2753 nt
Organism: Rhagoletis pomonella (apple maggot)
Lineage: Eukaryota; Metazoa; Arthropoda; Insecta; Diptera; Tephritidae
Exons: 1
Biological process (GO): proteolysis
Molecular function (GO): aspartic-type endopeptidase activity
Source: RefSeq, a predicted model, not a curated record
GGUUUCUAACCGGCCGCCGAUCACUGCUUUGCCAGUAUUGGGAAAAAUACGUCAAAAUCUAUGACGAAGUCUCAAACGCUGCUGACGAUGCCAGCACUAUUGAGCUGGCACAGCUGGCUUUGGACGCGUACAACGAAAUCGAGCGCAUCUACACCGAAACAUUGGGGGAGCUGAACGAUAUGAUUGAGGCAACGAGCUCCCCUAUCAUUACGAAGUCACCAACAAUUCCUGCAACUGCUGCGUAUCCGGUUCAUAGCCUUCCACCAAUUAAACUACCACCUUUCGAUGGGUCAUUUUUGCGCUGGUACCCCUUCAAGGAUUUAUUCACGUCGAUCGUCAUCAAAAAUCGAAACUUGUCAGACACGCAGCGCUUGCAGUAUUUAAAGGACAGUCUCAUUGGCGAAGCGAAAAACUCACUGGAUAACAUUGCUACAACAGACGGUAACUUCACUGUCGCCUGGUGCUUGCUGGAGCGCAAAUUCGACAACAAACGCAUCAUUAUCAAUGCACAUCUAACCGAAAUUACAAAUUUGCAACCGAUACGAAGAGAAUCCGCCGCCAAUUUGCGAUCAUUGAUUGACAGUGUCACCGCAUCGUUACGUGCAUUAGAACAACUUGGUCGUCCGGUAGCUCACUGGGACGACUGGCUCAUCUACACUGUUGUGCACAAGCUUGACAGUGCCUCUGUACGUGCGUGGGAGCUGUCUAUCUCCUCCAACAACACACUUCCAACUUUCGAUGAUUUACGUAUUUUCAUCGAAAAUCAAACCAAAUCAUUGGAAGUCGUGCAAAGCUUCGCAGAUUCUAAACCAAGUAAUUUACAGUCGAAGGACACUACAACUACCAAAUCCAAACAACACGGUUUGAAAGGGUACCACACUACUGAAGCGAGUUGCCCUUGCUGUUCUAGCAAGCACUACAUCUUAUUUUGUACGGACUUUCGUAACCAAACGCCCCAGCAGCGAUACAAGACAGUACAGCAAGCAAGCCUGUGCAUGAACUGUUUGCGCUCUGGUCACAAAGCUCAUCAGUGCUCGUCAAAACGCCGUUGUCAAAAAUGCAAUUCGGCUCACCACACUAUGAUUCAUGAGUACUGCGCAAACAACCAACCGACUCCACCUGCGACCAUGAAAUCUUCGUCAGCAAGCAACCAAAGUCCUAUAUCCACAUACAACGCAUCCAUCACUCAGCAGACCUCUUCGGUUGUUCCUCCGGUGCUACUCGGAACAGCGUUAGUCGAGCUGCAUUCUAACACCGGUCACACCAUGGUACUACGCGCUUUGUUAGAUAGCGGAGCUGAAGCCACCUUUAUCAGUGAAUACGUAGUAUCCCAGCUUAAACUAUCGAAGUCGCCGCUGCGUAUUCCAUUAAAUGGAGCUAACGGUCAAAGGUUGGCUACAACCACUGGCUCGGUGGAGUUUUCGCUACGUUCAACUAUUUCCACUUUCGAAAUGCGCUGCACUGCUCUAGUAUUGCCACGCGUAGGAAACCUGAGUCCAUCUGUGAACUAUCAUCCUGAACACUUUAAGCCGUUUUGGGACCUUAAACUUGCCGAUCCUAAAUUCAACAUAUCAGGAGCUAUCGACGUCAUUUUGAGUGCUGGUGACUACGCCACAAUCAUGCUCAACGAUAUCAAGCGUAGCCCCAACACUAAUGUCAUCGCACAAAAUACGCAAUUAGGAUGGGUUAUUUUCGGCAGCCUACCAGAACGAGGUAACUCAUCAAUGAAGGCCGCUUAUGACUGCUAUUGCACUAGACUGGAGGUAGAUGUACUUCUUCGUCGAUUCUGGGAGCAGGAAGAGGUAGCCGUGCAACAAACCUUAACUAAAGAUGAGAUAUUCUGCAACGAGUUCUUUGAAUCUACUACGCAACGCACUGAGACAGGUCGGUAUGUGGUACGACUCCCGGUCAAAAAUGAAUCGGGCCUUUCUCAACUUUCAUCAACACGAGAGGCUGCACUAUCGUUAUUAAGUACCAUGGAACGCCGUUUAAAUCGAGAUGCCUCAGUACGCAAACUAUACCACGACUUCAUGUCCGAAUACUACAAACUUGGUCAUAUGGAGCUGGUUGGAAACGAUAGGCUCAACGGCCGCGUCAGCUAUCUUCCCCAUCACAGCGUGCUAAAGGACUCAAGCACUACGACCAAGUUGCGUGUCGUAUUCAACGCAUCAAAGCGAAGUGGGUCUGGGUUGUCGUUGAACGAAUGCCUACACACAGGUCCAAAGUUACAGAAGGAUCUUGCUUCCGUCGUCUUGAACUGGCGCAAAUACCGAAUUGCCUUCACAGCUGACAUCGAAAAGAUGUACAGGCAAAUUUUGGUCCAUGGGGAAGACGUCGACUUGCAACGAAUUGUCUGGCGAUUCGGCGAUGGAGAGUCAACCUCAACCUUUCGGUUAUUAACGGUUACUUAUGGAACCAAUUGUGCGCCGUUCCUUGCUAUGAAGGUUUUACAAGCGCUUGCUAGAGAUGAACAACAACAGUUUCCGCACGCCUGUUCCACACUAUUGAACGAAUUCUAUGUAGAUGACGUUCUAUCUGGUGCUGGAACCAUUUUUGAGGCCAAUCAACUCAGAGGUGAACUACAACAACUUUUGCUAGCUGGAGGUUUCAAACUCCGAAAAUGGAACUCCAAUUCUACUGAUAUGCUGCAAGAAAUAGAUCCUGAAGAUCGUGGGGAUAAGGACCCGUAUGAGCUUAACACUGAAACCGAGUCGAAGGCCUUAGGCAUCGUUUGGAUGACACACUCCGACUGA